ACGGCUUGCUACGACCAGCGGAGCUUUGGAUUCCACAGCACGGGUGAUCGGCGAUCGCGUCUUAUCGAUACGCUUCCACAACAAUAACAUUUUUUGUUUUUCUGUUUCUUGCGAACCGAGAUAGUGUUUGUGUACGUACGUUUGUGUUGUUUAUUGUAGUUUUUGCUGCCGUUUCUCCUUCAACGAGAUACGUAUGACCGGUAAAUGUGGCACCGACCACACCAGCUCCAGCAGCAGCAGCAGCAGCAGCAAUGUGGCAGCGCGGACCACUGCUCACACCGACCCGGCGUCGUGCCCGACCGCUCCCUAGGCCUACCCAGCAUCAGGCGGCGAGCCCCCCCGUCACCCAAGAGAGCCCAUUUGCACUUUCCACCCCCACCUAAUUACCCGCCGCCCUUCCCGUGCCCCUCGACUUCGAAGAUGGCCGACGAGCCCUUCGUCAGCGUGCCGGGACCGUCCUCGCAGGCCGAUCCUCCUUGGCCCAACAUGGACUACUCGUACGCGUACUACGAGCCGGGACCCCCCACCAAGCACACCAACGUGCCCAGCAAGUACCUAGGGGCGUACAGGGAGGGAUCUUACAAGACUAGGCAUACUUAUCUCACCAGGUAUUUCUCUUUUCCAAACAAUGUCCCGAAAUAA
Molecule: messenger RNA, 642 nt
Organism: Anoplophora glabripennis (Asian longhorned beetle)
Lineage: Eukaryota; Metazoa; Arthropoda; Insecta; Coleoptera; Cerambycidae
Product: formin-like protein 14
Exons: 2
Coding region: 205-642 (145 amino acids)
Source: RefSeq, a predicted model, not a curated record